AUGGUUACAAUAGUCUUGAGACAGUCAAAAUCGAGGAUUAAAAUUGAAAAUCAAGGAUAUUUUAUAUCUUCAGGUAGCUACACUGAUUUCAAAAAAAAUUUCCCCGAUCUAGUAAACGAAAUCUUUUGGAAUCCAAAUGCACGAUUCAUAAUCGUGGUUAGUGAUUUAACAAAAAUGAAUUUAGGAAAAGUAUUUGACCUUCUAUUGGAAUAUCACGUUAGCAAUGUUCUGGUCAUGGACGGGAGUGAAGACCCCGUUCUGUAUACGUACAAUCCGUUCGAGAACUACGGAUGUGGACAGCGCUACGACAGGAUAAUCGAGUACGGCAAAUGUUCAAAGUCACAAGAGAACUUAUACCCGCCAAAAUUGGUAACGGGACUUAGAAACUGCACCUUCAAAGCCAUCCUCCCCCACUGGCCUCCAUACUCUAUUAAUCCCGCAAAAAGCGAUGGCUCUAAAUUGCCAGGAAUCGAAGAGGCACUGUUAAGUGAAAUCGGAAAAUUAGAACACUUUCAAAUAAAUUUUACUUAUUCUGACGAUGGCGAAGAAUUUUCUAUGAUAGAAAACGGCGUGAACGCUGUUGGUCCUUUGUAUUUCCUUCAAAAGCGAAAAGCAGAUAUGAUGCUGGGGGGUAUGAUAUUGACCCAUCAGAGAGCCAAAGCAUUUCACUACAUCUGUGAGCAUCUAGCGUAUACCGACGAAAUUGCAUACCAGGUCAAGACAGCUACGGCGGUCGCAUCUUGGAAAAAUACGUACUUAGAAUUCGACGGGACGGUUUGGACAGUAUUCAUUUUCGCCUUUCUCGUUUACUUCCUGAUUUUCAUCAUCUUAGUUCGCCCGAGGGACAAGGGCCGGAUUAUGUUAAAGAUGGUAGGGUACCUAUUCCUCGCCGGAAAUAUAAUUAGGGGCAACUUCUUUACAAGGUACCUUUUUAUUCACUGGGUUUUGUUCGCUUACAUCAUAAACGUUUACUACGUGUCUAAUCUGGUAAGCUUGACGACCAAUCCAUUAAGCAACUAUCAGGUAUCUGAGGAAGAAGACUUGGCAAAGUUCAAUAUGCAACCAUGUGUGAGUCCCGUUAUUAAAGGUUACUUGUCAUCCGUGAAAAUCAAUGAUUCUAUUUGGAAGCAUCAGCGAGAUGGUUGUGACAAUCUAUUAGAAAGUAUUAAUACCGUCCGCCAAUCUGACGAUUUGUAUACAGUGGUGAUACGUUCGUUGUACAAAUAUAACAAAUUCAAUUUCUGUGACGAAUGGGGUGACCAUGAGAUAUAUACAUUCCACAAGCCUCUCACUAAAACAAUAUAUGCCAUUUAUUUGUACAAAGGUUUUCCGAUGCUCGAACAGUUGAACAUGCAAACGCUGCGAAUGAGAGAAAACGGACUCAUCGAAAGGUUUUUAUAUCUUCUUUAUCAUGAACGUCGUGAUAAAUACCACUUUAAGACCAAAAAGGAACGUUAUCAUGUCAAUGUACCAUGGUACAUAUUACUCUUUGGAUAUAUAUUAUCGGCGGUAGUUUUCAUAAUGGAAUUAAUUAUUAAAAAGUUUAAAAAUAAUAAAAGUUUUCGCUUAGAUAUAGUUCCUGCGAUCAAAUAG
Molecule: messenger RNA, 1593 nt
Organism: Pararge aegeria (speckled wood butterfly)
Lineage: Eukaryota; Metazoa; Arthropoda; Insecta; Lepidoptera; Nymphalidae
Exons: 1
Coding region: 1-1593 (530 amino acids)
Source: RefSeq, a predicted model, not a curated record